This is a messenger RNA of Cucumis melo (muskmelon), 1002 nucleotides long. Its product is annotated as calcium and calcium/calmodulin-dependent serine/threonine-protein kinase-like. The record is from RefSeq and is a predicted model, not a curated record. Gene Ontology annotation, cellular component: cytoplasm; nucleus. Gene Ontology annotation, biological process: peptidyl-serine phosphorylation; intracellular signal transduction; protein autophosphorylation. Gene Ontology annotation, molecular function: calcium/calmodulin-dependent protein kinase activity; calmodulin binding; calcium-dependent protein serine/threonine kinase activity. The transcript has 4 exons. Lineage: Eukaryota; Viridiplantae; Streptophyta; Magnoliopsida; Cucurbitales; Cucurbitaceae. The coding region runs from base 1 to 885 and encodes 294 amino acids.
AUGAUACAGCAAGCUCGAAAACUCUCUGAGGAGUAUGAGAUACUGGAUGUUUUAGGGAGAGGAGGAUUCUCAGUAGUCAGAAAAGGUAUUAGUAAGUCAAGGAGGGAGAAAAAAGAAGUAGCCAUUAAAACACUAAGAAGGAUUGGGCCAUCAACUUUCUCAGGAUUUCCACCAAACCGCAAUGCCCUCAAGAGCGUUUCUUCCAUGGUUCCUACAAGAAAAUCCAUGAUUUCUGAUGCCUUGCUUACAAAUGAGAUUUUGGUGAUGAGGAAGAUAGUUGAGAAUGUCUCACCUCAUGAAAAUGUGAUUGAUCUUUACGACGUGUAUGAAGAUUCGAAUGGGGUUCACUUGGUGUUGGAGCUUUGUUCUGGAGGCGAGCUUUUCGAUAGGAUUGUGGCUCAAACAAGGCACACGGAAGCAAAAGCAGCUGAAGUUGUGAGACAGAUUGCCAGUGGUUUGAAGGCUCUUCAUGAGGCUAAUAUCAUACAUAGGGACUUGAAACCUGAAAACUGUUUGUUUCUCGACGAAAGCCAGGAUUCUUCCUUGAAAAUCAUGGACUUCGGAUUAAGUUCCGUGGAGGAAUUCACUGACCCAGUUGUUGGAUUGUUUGGUUCCAUUGAUUAUGUCUCACCAGAAGCUCUUUCCCAAGGAACGAUUACCUCCAAAAGUGACAUGUGGUCUCUGGGUGUGAUCUUGUAUAUCCUUCUCUCUGGGUACCCACCUUUUCUUGCUCAAUCCAAUCGCCAAAAGCAGCAACUGAUAAUGGCUGGAGACUUUAGUUUCCAUGAGAAAACUUGGAAGACCAUUUCUUCUUCAGCUAGACAACUGAUUUCAAGUCUGCUGACAGUUAACCCUCAGGAGAGACCCAGUGCCCAAGAGGUAUGAAAUCAAAGCUUCUAGAGCAUCCAUGGGUCAUGGGCAACUCAGCCAAACAAGAUCAAAUGGAUGCUGAGAUUGUAUCACGACUAAAGAGCUUCAAUGCCCGACGGAAACUUCGAGCUG